This is a messenger RNA of Dracunculus medinensis (Guinea worm), 825 nucleotides long. The record is from the annotation of a GenBank genome assembly. Lineage: Eukaryota; Metazoa; Nematoda; Chromadorea; Rhabditida; Dracunculidae.
AUGUUUAAUAUUAUAUUUUUCAUAAUUCUCCACGUCAGUAAAAUCGAUGCAACGACGACAUUUCCUUUGCAAUUGUGUGACAAAGAAAUAGGUUCGAUUGUUCGCCCAUCCGUACCGGUAACAGCGUGUGAAGAUGUCAAUAAAACAGUGUGCGAGGAAAUAUUUCAUAUACCUCCAUCGGUGCUUAAGAGUAACCUUGAUGAAACGCAAGAUUACGAAGUGAAUGAAAAAUGUUAUCUGAGGGGUCUUAUACAUUUUGCUGAAUCUAACUUUGAAACGACAGAUUUUUGCCAGAAUUUGUUAAAAUCAAACUCGUGUACGACUCCGGAUAAAAUUGCUAUAGCAAUUGCCAAAUGUCCACAAACAUGCGCAUUAUGUGAUCGAAAAGGUGCAGGCGGUAAAUGUCGAAAUAUAUUGCCAGAUAGGUUAUGCGAAUCGUCCGAUGCAGUUCUGGGCUGCCAUGAUUCACUUUUUCUGCAAAAGAAUUGCAUGGGAACGUGUGAACUAACGACAUGCUUAGAAGGAGAAGGGGCAAAGUUUCCGGCUGAAAUGACGACAACUCCGUCAGGACCAUGCGAGGAUACACGAAUAAACUGCAACGAUUAUUUCAAUGUCUGUCAUACUUAUCCAUUCUUGCCGAUUAUGAAGAUACAGUGUCGCUUAACAUGCGAUGGAUACGCAAGCAAUGUACAUUGUAUGAUGGUUCUUUCAUCUAAUAUAUAUUGGCAAACUGGGCUUUUCGGCGAUAAAGGACGAUAUAUAGAUUCAUGGAUUCACGAGAGAUGUGGACCUAUGAAAAAGGCUGUUAUAUAUACAGAAAGUUAA